AUGACGGCUGUGCAAGACGGAUUCAACUCACGGGAAGCAUCAAGAUACAACUGCGCGAUUAUGACCGAGGUCAUGACGCCAGUGCCGGCGCAAGCAUCCGAGCAGAAGCCUGCUGAAGCUCAACAACCACAAUACACCUUCAAGUUCUCCGAAUUUCUACGGCGUGAAUAUCGCUUUGGUCUAAACCCCGAUCGCCCAACAUGUAAAGCAUAUCUGCAAGGACAUUGUCCAGAUGGCAACCGAUGUCCCAAUAAGCACAACGUCACGUCAUCCUACAACAAUCUCGUAUGCAAACAUUGGCUGCGAGGCCUCUGCAAAAAGGGCGAGACAUGCGAGUUCCUUCACGAAUACAACCUGCGACGAAUGCCCGAAUGUUCCUACUACGCCCGAACCCAGACAUGCUCCAACGGCGACGACUGUCUCUACCUCCACAUCGACCCCGAAGCCAAGCGACCUUCAUGCCCACACUACGACCGAGGCUUCUGUCCACUCGGCCCGCAUUGCUCGCUAAAGCACAACAAAAAGGACAAGCUAUGUCCAUUCUACCUAUGCGGUUUCUGUCCAGAAGGCAAAGGCUGCAAAUAUGGAGCACAUCCGCGAUACCCCACAGAUCUCAAGAAACCCGAGGUACGUGUUGAGAAGAGCCCCGAAGAGCUCGAGGCGGAGAAACUGGAACGCGAGCGUGAGAUGAUGAGGAGAGAGGAGGAGGAGCGCGAGCGGGAUGAGAGGAAUGGCCAUCAAGGCGGUCGCGGAUUUAGGGGUAACUGGGACCGCAAGAAGCGUGGAAGGGGAAGAGGACGAGGUGGUCGUGGACGAGGAGACUUUUGA
Molecule: messenger RNA, 828 nt
Organism: Pyrenophora tritici-repentis Pt-1C-BFP
Lineage: Eukaryota; Fungi; Ascomycota; Dothideomycetes; Pleosporales; Pleosporaceae
Molecular function (GO): metal ion binding
Source: RefSeq, a predicted model, not a curated record